GAAUAAUAGUCGCAGGAACCCAUAUUUCGCUGAUAUUGAAGAAAACUUUGGUUUCCGUCUUAUUUUGAAUAUUUCUCCUGCCAGCAACAAUGUCGAGCGUCACAGAGGAAGGCUUGUAUCAGCCAUAUGACCAGUUUAUACUGUUUGGAGAUUCAAUCACCGAGGGGUCUUCUAGCCAGGAACUGGGGUUUGCAUUCCACGCUGCAUUACAAGAUGCGUAUCGUCGCAGACUAGAUGUCAUCAACCGGGGUUUCUCCGGCUAUUCCACGGCUCAUGCGAUCAAAGUCUUUCCCAAGUUUUUCCCGCGGCCAGAGACAGCCACAGUCCGCUUCAUGACCAUCUUCUUCGGUGCCAAUGAUGCGUGCUUGCAGGGGAAUGUCCAACACGUACCUCUCGAGGAUUACAAGCGGAAUCUGAGGACCAUCAUCGAGCACCCGGCUACUAAGGCUCAGAACCCCAAGAUCAUCAUGCUCACUCCUCCCCCCGUGAACGAGUACCAGCUGAAGGACUUUGACGCGAGCAAGGAACAGCCUCAUCCUAGCCGGACAGCGAGCCACACGAAAGAGUACGCCGAUGCGGCCCGCCAACUGGCAUCCGAGCUGGGGAUCCCGACGGCAGACAUCUGGACUGCCUUCAUGACGGCUGCUGGCUGGCAGCAGGGCCAGCCCCUGACUGGUUCCACGGAGCUGCCGAACAAUGACAAGCUUGCCAGUCUCCUAACCGACGGCUUGCACUUCACCCCCGCGGGAUAUCAAAUCGUAUACGAUGAAGUGAUGAAGACGAUCCGUGCCCACUGGCCUGAGCAGACUCCUGAGAGCCUUCCCAUGAUCUACCCUGGAUGGACUGAGGCUCCAAAAUAGAGUGCCAUACGAGAAAAAAAAAGUCGCCGAAAUCCUACGAACUAGUACUACAUAGUAGGUACACUCUGGCUAGAUCUGUAUAUAGGCAUACUUUCAAUAGAGUAGAACAAUAAUCCAAGAGAAAAGGAAUAGUAAUAAUACUCGAGAAAUAUUGUGCUAGUUUAGUUCCUG
This is a messenger RNA of Penicilliopsis zonata CBS 506.65, 1031 nucleotides long. RefSeq lists its product as hypothetical. The record is from RefSeq and is a predicted model, not a curated record. The transcript is spliced from 5 exons. Lineage: Eukaryota; Fungi; Ascomycota; Eurotiomycetes; Eurotiales; Aspergillaceae. The coding region runs from base 90 to 860 and encodes 256 amino acids.